This is a messenger RNA of Rhodamnia argentea, 1965 nucleotides long. RefSeq lists its product as uncharacterized. The transcript has a single exon. The record is from RefSeq and is a predicted model, not a curated record. The coding region runs from base 1 to 1965 and encodes 654 amino acids. Lineage: Eukaryota; Viridiplantae; Streptophyta; Magnoliopsida; Myrtales; Myrtaceae.
AUGAUCAACGGAACGAGCACAAACGGAGGGCACAGCACAACGUACAGCUCUGCGGUGCGUCCAGGAUGCGAUCACCAAGGAUGGGCGUUGGGGAUGAUGUGUCUCUGGAAGAACUGGAGCAUCCAACUUUUUGUACUUGUUGGCUUGGUUUUGCAGAUGGUUCUUGCUGUACUUGGAAGCCGCAGAAAAAUCUCGUGUGCCAAGACACUCCAAUUCGUUAUCUGGGCAUCUUAUUCGCUCACCCCUUACAUCUUGACGCUCGCGCUCAGCAAGCUCACGACCGUCAGCCUCAACAAGUCCGAUGAAGCGUUCGAUACCGAACUAAAAGCACUGUUGGCGCCUUUAACUCUACUGCUGCUAGGGAAUCCAGAUAGCAUCACCGCAUAUUCAGUGGAAGACAGCAGGGUUGGCGUGAGGAGUGCAAUGAACCUUGUCAUCACAUUCUCUUUCGUGGUCUGGAUCCUCGGGCGAUGUUGGAAGGCCUCCAUCCGGAUGAAACUAUUCUUUCCGAUGUUUGUUGCUGGUAUAAUCAAGUGUGGAGAAACAUUUUGGGCAUUCUAUUCCGUGUACGACGAGAACACAAACAUGAGAAAAGAGGAUUUCGAUGACGAAAUGGUGAUAUCCUUUGAAUUGAUGACUAAGGGCGUUCCCCGUCUGGAUGUUUUCUUGACGGCUUACAAUCGAUUUAAUCGUUUAAAGCCUCACCUUGUGAACUGGUUGAAGUACCCUUUCUUCAUGUUGUAUCCUAGUAUGUUGAUCAGCGAAUACAGUCCUGACGAUAUAUUCUUGAUAAUCGAUAUGGAACUUGAGUUCAUGUAUGAUGUCCUCUACACUAAGGCUCCAGUUCUUUACACCAAGCGAGGGAUCAUGCUCCGCCUCAUCAGUUAUUUCAGUUUGCUGCUGACCUUUGGUGGAUUCAUGGGGCUGUUCUUCGACAAACUCUUGAGAGAUCCGUACGUCAUCUACAUGUUUGGGCUGCUGAUUGGAGUGGUGCUUCUGGAAACUUAUCAGUUGUUGAAGCUGUUCUAUUCGGAUUUGGUGAUUAUAAAGAAUAGUAACCGCCUUGGCAAUCCAAUGGUCUUGAAGUUUCUGAAAUUUCUCGCUAAUCGAUCUCUGAAGAAGAAAAAGUGGUCUAACAGAAUUCAGCAAUUUAACUUUCUGGAUUUCUGCCAAUUCGAAAAAUGGCCCUGGUUCUUUAGAAUCCUCAAAGUCUGUGGCAUGGCUGAGAAGUUCAGGAAAUAUUUAGCACUAAAUUCCGUGGCAAUUCCCAUGUACUUGAAAGAAAUAUUGCUUGAAGACAUGAAAAAGUUCGAAAGAAAGAGACGCGGUCUUCCCUUCAUGAAAAGAGGCGAAUGGACACUCGGCAUUCACGAGUCUCUGGAUAAGCUCGUAUGGAGUAUCAAUAUGACAUUUGAUAGAAGCAUCAUCAUAUGGCACAUUGCAACCCAAGUCUGUUACAACUCGUGCCACGAAGAAUCAGACCGUAAGGAGGCAAGCAAACUGAUAUCAGAUUACAUGAUGUUCCUUCUGGUACAACAUCGUCAAAUACUCUCUUUGACCACGGUCGAGAUCACUUACCAGCAGGCCUACAGGAAUCUCAAGAAGUUCUUAUAUCAGACCUCGAAAGAGAAUGUCCCGAAAGUUCUAUUGGGGCCGGAACCUUCGCAAGAAAGUGGCUCCCUCGUGCUCGCAGUAGAGUGCCCCAUAAGGCAGAACCAGAAUGUCCUCAAGGAAGUGCGAAAACUCGCAAGAGAGCUGAAAGAUAACAAAGACACAUGGGAGCUCAUCAGCAGUGUUUGGGUUGAGAUGCUAUGUUUUGCGGCGUACAAUUGCCAGCAAAAGCACCACCUGAAGCUGCUGAGGCAGGGCGGAGAUAUCAUCACUCACGUUUGGCUCCUCCUUUCUCACUCGACGGACCGGUUCAACACCUCGACGUACGUGGAUCAAACCAUUCCGAUCCAAUAG